Aspergillus brunneoviolaceus CBS 621.78 is the source of this 1578-nucleotide messenger RNA. RefSeq names its product cytochrome P450. The annotation marks the transcript as partial. The record is from RefSeq and is a predicted model, not a curated record. The transcript is spliced from 4 exons. Gene Ontology annotation, molecular function: heme binding; oxidoreductase activity, acting on paired donors, with incorporation or reduction of molecular oxygen; iron ion binding. NCBI's taxonomy places the organism in Eukaryota, Fungi, Ascomycota, Eurotiomycetes, Eurotiales, Aspergillaceae.
GAUGAUAUCAUGGCUGUCGUAUGCAGUGGUGUAUGAGUUGCUGCUCUCUCCACUGGCCAAAUACCCUGGCCCCAGACUGUGGGCUUUGUCCUACAUCCCCUCCCAGCUCAGUUUGAUGCGAGGACAUCACCAUUUGAAGAUGCUUGCUCUUCAUGAUCGGUACGGUCCGAUCGUGCGGACUGGUCCCAACGCCCUGUCGUUCAACACUGCGGAAGGGUUCAAGGACAUCUAUGGGUUUCGCCCGGGCGUGCCUCAGUUUCCGAAAGACCCCAAGACCUACGGGUCUUCAUUGAUGCCCACUCGCGACGCCGUUGGGGGGUUUCUGGACAAUGAAUCCCACAGCCGACAGCGACGGCUUCUGGCGCAUGGGUUUUCCGACCGCGCGAUCCGCGAACAGGAGGCAAGGAUUUGCUCGUUCAUUGACCUGUUCAUUUCGCGGCUGCGAGACCUCGCCCACCAGGGCAAGGACAUCGACAUCAAGGCGUGGCUGGAGUUCGCCGCAUUCGACAUCACGGGCGACUUGAUGUUUGCCGAGACGUUUGACUGCCUGCAGGAUAGUCAACUGCAUCCCUGGAUCGAGUUCAUCUUCAACAGUAUCAUGGGCUCGACGAUCCUCAGUUCCAUUCGCCAUUUCCCGGUGCUCGCGAUGCUACAGGAGGCCUGCACUCCGGCGUGGUUCCGCCGGCAGAUCAUGCAGAACUUUGAACUCAGUGCGGAAAAGGCCGAGCGGCGGAUGGCCCUCGGGGCGGACCGAGUGGACUUCAUGUCGGCCAUGAUUAAGAAUGGGCUUGAGGACGAUAGCCCGCACACGCAGGAGGAGAAGAGAGUGAUGCGCAUGUCGCGCCAUGAGGUUCACGCAAACUCUACCUUUAUCAUUCUCGCAGGGAGCGAAACGACCGCCACUGCAAUGUCUGGGUGCAUUUAUUAUCUCUGUACCAACCGGUCCGCACUGGACCGAUUGUGUCAAACAGUGCGCGAGGCGUUCCAGACGGAUGCAGACAUCACCUCUGCCACCUGCGCCAGUCUGCCCUACGUGGAUGCAGUGAUUGAUGAAGGGCUGCGCAUGUACUCGCCCAUGGCGGCCCAUCUCCCUCGCGUGGUGCCUCGAGGCGGUGCGACCGUUGCCGGUCAAUUUCUCCCUGAGAAUACGGACGUUCACGUCCCGCACUACGCCUCCUACAUGAGUGAUGCCAACUUCUUUCGGGCAAAGGAGUUUCUCCCAGAGCGCUGGCUGGGCACUGACCCACAGUUUGAGGGCGAUAGGAGAGAUACGCUGCAGCCGUUUUCCAUGGGAGCCAGAAACUGUCUAGGGAAGAGUUUGGCUUAUCUGGAAAUGCGUCUAACGCUUGCCAAACUGGUGUAUCACUUCGAUAUGGAGCUGUGUCCAGCCUCCGAGCGGUGGAAUGAUCAAAACACGUAUUUCAUCUGGCAUAAGCCGUCGUUGAUGGUGCGGCUGAGGGAUCGGUUGGCUGUUUAGUUUGCUUAGCGCAUGAUCAUAGUACAGGGAUGCCACAAGACAAUCACACUCCCGAUUGAACGAGAAACGCAUAGAAUCAACUCUACCACUAUGACUAUGGC